AUGUUCAUAACUUCGCUUGAGCCAUCUGCGGUAGUACCACCACCACCACCACCACCAACAGCAAGCGAGAGCGACAGGCUGAUACAAGAGCUCGAAGAAAAUAACAAGGCGCUCCUCAGGAAAAUAGAGCAGCUGGAGAAGAGCGAGUCAUUGUGGAAACCGGCGUUCGCGGCGACAACAACAUGCACUCAACGACACAUCAAUUUGCUGUUCGCCUUGCCAAACCUUAUCGCAACUUCUCUAUGGCUCUUGAUGCUCCUCUACUUCGUUAUCUGGUAUCUCGGUCUUCCUCGAGACGAUGCAGGUCGACCACCACAGAUCUGCGAGAGCUUCUCGCUCUGGCCUUACAUCUCCUGCAUCGGAGCUAUGCGACUUUCGUUUUUCCGAGGUGUAUGCGUCACAAUGGCGCUUCUAAUAUCGACGUCAUUUCUGCUUCUGUGCUAUCUUAGUGCUCAAAUAUCUUCGGCGAUUUGGCUAAGAAGACUUGCUGCUUUCUUCGCUAUCGUUUCAAGCAGCGCACUCAUUGCGCUAAGCUUUGAACCCAUCGACUCGGCACCCACUACGCACCUGGUGUCUACGUCGAUCCAGAUAUUUGCUAUGGGUAAUACCAAGUUUUUCGACUGGAUCUCAAAUUCCGUUAUCCGCCGCUCUUUUCGCGGCCGAAUAGGAGCCGCCUACAGGAUUCGUCCGCUGGAGGUAUCACGAUGGCUAAAGACUACUGUGGCAGCUUUCGCUGCAGUUCCUGCUAUGCUGACAUGUAUGGGGAUUUACAAUUGUAUGGACAAUGACAUUAAUAACGACUCAACCUCGACAUGCAACAAGAUGAUAGCUUUGUCCGCUGUCUCUGAAUGGGUUUUGUCGAUCGGAUGGGUAGCGUAUAUGUCAACGAUCGCAUACGAUUUGUACCAUAUUCGAACGGUUGUUCAGCUGUGGCAACUCAAGGGGGACCUACAAGCCUUUACAGGGUGCAUUUCCAUUGAACAUCAACUGAAGGAACAUCCCAUGCAAUCCUUCUUGCCCCAUACAUCUGGUUGUGCAUGGGAGAAAGAGAAGUAG
Molecule: messenger RNA, 1056 nt
Organism: Alternaria atra
Lineage: Eukaryota; Fungi; Ascomycota; Dothideomycetes; Pleosporales; Pleosporaceae
Exons: 2
Coding region: 1-1056 (351 amino acids)
Source: RefSeq, a predicted model, not a curated record